AACUGCUAUUAAAGAAUGUGAUUUAAUAACCAUACUUCAUUCACAAAACGCAAAGAAUUUCCAAAUAUUAGAUAUUGGAUCUUCUCAGAUAACUCCAUUAAUUUUAACAGCAAUAAAAGAGAAUUGCUCAUCAUUACGAAAUCUUGGAAUUUCGAAAGCACAAAUCACAAACUUAGAUCUUAUUAAAGAUCUUUUAACAUCCUUGCCAAAACUACAAUACAUUGAUCUCACGUCAAUCCCAUGUUUUAACCUUUUAAAUACAAAUAAUCUUUUUACUACCAUAAAAAAGAGCAAUCAUCCCAUUCACACAAUCGAGAUGAGUGAAUCAUUACUUAAAAAACUUUACGCUGUUGAUGAUUGGAAAAUUGAUAUAAAUAAUGGUAGAAGAUGGUAUUAUUCUCGUGAAAUUCAGAGAAGAGUGAUCAGACCUGAUAGAGUACAUAAUAGAAAAUUAGACAUAACUGGAUAUGGUGUGGAAU
This is a messenger RNA of Racocetra persica, 479 nucleotides long. The record is from the annotation of a GenBank genome assembly. Lineage: Eukaryota; Fungi; Glomeromycota; Glomeromycetes; Diversisporales; Gigasporaceae.